Messenger RNA from Mugil cephalus (flathead mullet), 5049 nucleotides. RefSeq names its product ring finger protein 165a (gene ark2ca). The transcript has 8 exons. Gene Ontology annotation, molecular function: zinc ion binding; ubiquitin protein ligase activity. The coding region runs from base 75 to 1202 and encodes 375 amino acids. NCBI's taxonomy places the organism in Eukaryota, Metazoa, Chordata, Actinopteri, Mugiliformes, Mugilidae. The record is from RefSeq and is a predicted model, not a curated record.
GGUCCUUCCUCGGAGCCGCGCCGGGAUUGGUCGCCGGGCUGCGUGUGCGCAGGCUUCGCAGGCUGUCCGUUUGAAUGUGCUGGGGACUGGAGAGGGGGGGAUCAUUUCCAUGGACCAUCUGUCUCGCUGGCUGCGCGCACAACAAAGAAGAAGAAGGACCCAGGAUGGUUUUAGUACAUGUUGGAUAUCUGGUUCUCCCCGUCUUCGGCUCAGUUAGAAAUAGAGGAGCUCACUUCACCAGGCAUCAGCACAGCCAUGCUACCUCCUGCCGACACUUUCACCUGGGCGCUCCCCAGGCGCCCAUCUCGGCCGAGUUCCCUCUAGGACCCGCCAGCCAGCCCGCGCAGACAGGCCUGGCCCCCCACAUGCCCCCCGCACACCACCCGCCCCUAACCGCCCUGCCUGCACCCCCCCAGUUCCAGGACGUGCCGGGGCCUUCAUUCCUACCUCAGGCCUUACACCAGCAAUACCUCAUCCAGCAGCAGCUCCUUGAAGCGCAGCAUCGCAGGAUUCUGCCGCACUCCAGAAGAACUCAGGAGCGUAUUCCCCUGAACCCUCACCGACUGCGUUCAGGCUACGAGUACUCUCCCCCCCUCCACGUCCCCCAGCCAAUGACACAGCAGCCUCGGUACCUGGCCGAAGGCACCGACUGGGAUCUCAGCGUAGACGCCGGCCUCCCUCACCACCAGUACCAGCUGCAGCAGCUCCCCCAGCACUAUCAGCAUUACCUGGCCUCCCCUCGAAUGCACCACUUCCCCAGGAACACGUCCUCUACACAAGUGGUUGUGCAUGAAAUCAGAAACUACCCAUACCCCCAGUUGCAUCUGUUGGCACUGCAAAGCCUGAACCCUUCGAGGCACGCCACCGCUGUGCGAGAAAGUUACGAGGAGCUGUUGCAGCUGGAGGACCGGCUGGGGAGCGUCAGCAGAGGAGCCGUCCAGACAACCAUAGAGAGAUUCACCUUUCCACACAAAUACAAGAAGAGGAAGCCCCUGCAGCUGAAGAUUGGGGAGGAGGAGGAAACAGAUGUGGACGAGAAGUGCACCAUCUGUUUGUCCAUGCUGGAGGAUGGAGAGGACGUCAGGAGAUUGCCCUGCAUGCAUCUCUUCCACCAGGGCUGCGUGGACCAAUGGCUGGCCACCAGCAGGAAGUGUCCAAUCUGUCGAGUUGACAUCGAAACACAGCUGAACCCUGACAGCUGAUGAGAUUCGAGCCGUCGUGAUUCAAUCACCCUCCUGCUUUCUUCCACCCCGGCUCGCCGGCCCUCCCCCCACCACCACCACCACCACGUUGGGUGCUUUGCCAAAUGUCUCCGGACUUCAUGUGACGUCACCACCGCCCUUCUGACUCACGCUUUUCUGAGCCAAGCCAGGACAACUAACUGCACGAGAGGCUGCGAAAAAAGGACUCUCUUUCUUAUAGAAGCACAUCCCUCUGGAAGCAAAAGACACGCAGACACAUAGUCAUGUACACAGGGUUUACUCGUAGCUUGCUGGUCAUAAGUGGGGUGUUGUUGCUGUUGUGGUGUUGUACUGUAGGUAGCCCCGGGCUGUGUAGCAUGUCCUCAAAGCCAUGACUUAAUGUCCUGAGAGCGGAAAAAACGCAUAACCCCACACUGAGCUGGCUACUCUUCUGCCCUUUCUCUCUUUCUAUAUACAUACAUAUACAUAUAUAUAUAUAUAUAUAAAUAUAUAUAUUUCUCUCUUUUCAAACACAUGUCAAUCAAGAUGAAUAUUCUGCCACACAGGAGAAAGCGUUAACAGAAACUAAAUGCUCUGAUGCCAUGUUUACCUAAAGAUCAUUUGUGGUCGUAGUAGAGUAGCAGUAACCAACAAGUGAUAUGUGAUGCGGCGCCUUCGCCUCCUCGGGGCCCCGAGCACCAGGCUAGCUGAGUGUUUUAAUUCUAUCAUGCAGCUUUGACAUUUUCGCAAUACAAGUUUGUACAUUUACCUUGGGUUGGUGUCAAGUGAGAUGGUGUCGUGUGAGUAGGCGUCGUUCACUGCCGCGGAAACCCCAGUGACUGAGCUGUUCUGUGUUUAAAAUUUAGGUAGAAAGUGUAUUUUCUUUUUUUUUUUUUUACCAAAAUGUUCACGGUGUAGCUUGAAUCAGCACAUAGGUUUUAUGUGUGUGUGUGUGUGUGUCUGUGCGUGUGUGACUUAAAGAAUGUGUCUAACAAAUGCGCGGAUGUCGAACAUGCAAAUGCGUUUCGAGGCCUAGACUUUUAAUUCACUGUAGGUUAAUAGCAUGGCCACUGGAGUGCUUGUACAAACAACACAAAGCCAAAAAGAGAAAGGGGUGGGAAAAAAAAUAAAAAAAAGAGGAAACUAUCAUGCACUGCACAGCGAGGAGGGAGGAUUUAGCUGCCCCUUGUUCUUGCAUUUUUAUCUGGCUUAGGGCCAGUGGAGGAACAGUGCGUACUAACUAAAAAAAAAAAAGAAAAAUGCAUGUUUCAUUGUGGACUUGGGCUGUUAGCUUUGGUAGCGUUACUUCAAUUUACAAAGGUACAGAGACGCCUGUGCAUGACUUAGUUAAUCUGAGCUGUGACUAUCUUCUCAACACUAACGAAACAAAAAAAAAAAAGUCGGUCAGCGGCUGCUUCCCUGACUCGUAGCGCGUGUUCAUCCCGUCCCCCUUCGGUGGCAACGAUGGGAUCCUCCUUUUGAUGUUUACCUUAAUGCCUAAAGAACAAGCACAUGUGAUAGUUAUAGCAACAAAUGUUUUUUUUUUAUUAUUCUUAUUAUUUUUUUCCCUCGCACCUGGUUUAUAUUUAGGUAUAGAUUCAUGCAGUGUUUCAGCAGGGGAGAGGAGCUGCUUGCGUAUUGAUCUCGUGUAUUCGUGUGACAGACCUCCCCUCCGUGGUUGCUAUGCUGGUUGCUAUGCUGUAUUGCUAGAACAUGUUAGGACGUGGUGCGACGGAGGCAGCCUCCCUCUCACAGUGCACACAGACGCGAGGCGACACAACAGACAGCAGGAAAACAUUCAGGCUGUUAAAACACUCACUACCGCCACCAGUUCCUUGUAUCUUUUUCUUCUUUUUUCUUUUACCCUUUGUGUCGGCUUUGUCACUCCAGUUCCACGGAGCUGUGUGAUAAAGGAAGCCUUUAGGACCCUCACUGUCCUACGCACUGUGAUAGCAAAGGAUAAGACUUUUGCUCCCCCCCGGGAGACUCUCGGAGCCUCGUGGGCCGAGGAUCGAGGAUGACUUCUCCAUUUGUCGUGUGCACUGCCAGUGUUGACACUGCCUCCUCCUGUAGUGGAGUCAUCUGUGAAGAAGUUUUCAUAGUUUACACAGGGUGUUGUCAGUUGAGAUGCCUUAAGUAUUUAACAAUCAUAAUUUAUUACUAACUGUAGAUAUUGUGGGUAUGUAUUUAAUUUUAUAUAGUUUUUUUUUUUUUUGAAGUGGGGGGGCGAAUCAUAAUUUAUUUAUUUAGAAAUAACACAAAAAAAAUGCUAUGAAAAAAAACUAUUACCUCAUUUUUGCAUUGUUUUAAAUGGGAAUGCUUUGCAUGCAGUUGUACCUUUUGGAACACUAAAAGUAAAAAAAAAAAAAAAAAAAAAUUAGCCCUGCUGUUUGGUCUCCACAAGCUGGCUGUGCGAUGUUUACUGUCCAAGGCUGAGCUACUGAGCCCGCUCCGUCUAUCUCUAUCUUUUUCUCUUGUCUCUAUCUCUCUCUCUCAUGUGGUGCUGUGGAUCUUGGUUACAUUCCAUUCAAUGCAAUUUCUCCCCCCUUCCUUCCCCCCGACUCCCCACGCUGUGAUGUAGUGGACAAACUGCAAUGAAGUGGUUUUUAGUUUGUGACUUUUGUUUUUGUUUUUUCGUUUUGCACUCACUCGUUUAAAAAUGGGAACCCUCUCACUGGCAAAAAAAAAAAAAAAAAAAAAAAUUUAAACUGACAACUGGCUUUUAUUUUUUACGCUCUCACAAUGCACUAUGGGUCUUAACGAAGCAUGUUCCUUCCUUCGCUUUAACUCUUUGUAUCUUUCGGUUUCCAGCUCUCCGGUGUUUCUCUUCAGUUCUUUUUUCAAAGUAGUUUGUAGACAUAACAAGUGCCUCGCUUUAAGUGUUAGGAGAUAUUUCCAUAUUACUAAAAAAGAAAAAAAAAAAACAAAAAAAAAAACAUUAACAACAAUCGGUCCAUGAAGCCACCAUGCCUUAUGGGUUGCGUGAUUACUUAAAGGGAAAGGGACACGAAGGAGCCGAGACAACAUUUGACUGGUGUCUAUAAAAGCCAUUAUAAUCAAAAAUUCAAGUCAAACUGUCCAAAAACAGCUGCUGGUUUUGUAGUACCGAUACAUUGCAUAUUGUGGAAAUAGUUCCAACUAUAAAGAGGCAUGUCUUCACUGUGGGCUUUACCAGGACAGUUAAUAUCUCUUUUUGUGUUUCCGUUUCAUUUGUCCGUCUGUCCCCACCUCUCUGGACCUUUCCUUUCACAAAAGGAAAGCCUUUAAAGCACAACCUUUUCUUAAAAAAGAGGAAAAAAAAGAAAAGAAAAAAGAAAAAAAAUGCAUGUUUUCUCAGGUUUUCAAUAUAGUCUCAAUGGUUUAAUAGUAUAUGGUGAAAAUAUAUACAAAGAAUAUAAAACAAUAAAAUAUUAAUUUUGUUGCUGCUUGAAUCUGAAAAACAAAACUGAAGAGAAAAUAAUCCCAAAAAGUGCCAGUGAAAGGGCUGCCGCCAUCCUCGUACGAAAACCUGCUGUUUAGCUGUGACUGCGCAAUGUUUUUUCACUAUAGGAUAUUUUAUCUGAAGAUAGAACUAUUUAUCAUUAAUAUUAAAGCAAUAGCGCAUUAAUGGUGGUGAGUGUGUUUGACGACGAAAUGGAUGAGCAUAUUAUGGGUAAAUGUUAGAUUCACAUUUGGUGGGAUUUUGUACUUUAUUUAUUAUUACGACUAAUAAUAAUGAUCUCAAAAAGUUGCAUUGCUAAACCCAAACAGUUUUUUUUUCUUUUUUUUUUUGGUUUCUCUUUGUUUCUUUGUUUUUUUAAUUUGAUUUCAUGGCUUGUAUAUUAUCCUUUUAUAUGUGCUCUUUUUGUAAUAAACUGGGUAAAAUGCU